Messenger RNA from Hippoglossus stenolepis (Pacific halibut), 2619 nucleotides. RefSeq names its product glucoside xylosyltransferase 2 (gene gxylt2). Lineage: Eukaryota; Metazoa; Chordata; Actinopteri; Pleuronectiformes; Pleuronectidae. Gene Ontology annotation, molecular function: UDP-xylosyltransferase activity. The transcript has 7 exons. Bases 165 to 1508 code for a protein of 447 amino acids. The record is from RefSeq and is a predicted model, not a curated record. Gene Ontology annotation, biological process: protein O-linked glycosylation via N-acetylgalactosamine.
UGUGUAAUCCUCCAUGGACGGUGAGCAGCUCCUCUCCAUCAUCAUCUGCGGGAAAAUGCGAGCGAUGGUCGGGAAGAAAAUGUCAACCCGGGCUGCUCCCCCUCUCCCGCAGACAUGAGCGGGCCCCCGUCUGCCUCCUCGGCCCGCAACAAGUCGCUCUCACCAUGCGGAUCCACUGCAAAGUAGUUGUGAUCGCCGUGUGCUUCGGAGUUUUCCUACUUUUGUACUUUUUGGGGGGCAACGCCGCGGUCGAUCCGCUGCUGAACGAAGUUGUGCAGGAGAAGGAGGAGGACCGCAGGACUUCCCCGUCGCCCGCCCAGCCCGGACGCGAUGUCUCGGCGAAGUUUGCCGGGAAAGCUUCCGCGCGAGUCGCCGUGCGCUCGGAGGAUCCACCCGGGGGACGGAAGGAGGCGAAGGCGCUGGUCGGAGGCGGCAGCGUGCAUGUGAAGAGUAAACAACGGAGUGCCGUGGCCCGACCUGCGAUGAGGCGCACUCGGGCUGAGGAGUUCAUGCACUUGGCUGUGGUGGCUUGUGGGAGUCGUCUGGAUGAGACCAUGACCAUGGUCAAAUCAGCCCUCCUGUUCAGCCUCAAGAAGAUCAAGUUUCACAUUUUUGCAGAGGACCCCUUGGCCCCACAGUUUGAAGAAAGGCUGAACCAGUGGCCCCGCUCCAUCUCAGCCAGGUUCCAGUACACCAUCUACCCCAUCACCUUCUCCGUGGGGAACGCCGACGAGUGGAAGAAGCUCUUUAAGCCCUGCGCUGCUCAGAGACUCUUCCUCCCCGUCAUCCUGAAGGACGUGGACUCGUUGCUCUAUGUGGACACAGAUGUCCUCUUCCUGCGGCCCAUGGAUGACAUCUGGAGUCUCCUGAAGUCCUUUAACAGCAGCCAGCUCGCAGCAAUGGCUCCAGAGCACGAGGUCCCCAAGAUUGGCUGGUACAGCCGCUUCGCACGCCACCCUUUCUACGGCGUCACAGGGGUGAACUCCGGUGUCAUGCUGAUGAAUCUCACCAGGAUCCGCGGCACACUGUUCAAAAACAGUAUGAUCCCCAGUGGCCUGUCGUGGGAGGAUCUUCUACAUCCACUCUACCAGAAGUACAAGAACCACAUCACGUGGGGAGACCAGGACCUGCUCAACAUUAUCUUCCACGACAACCCAGAGUGUCUCUUCAUAUUCCCCUGCCAGUGGAACUACAGGCCUGACCACUGUAUGUAUGGCAGUAACUGUAAAGGGGCUGAAGAGGAGGGUGUGUCCAUCCUCCACGGCAACCGCGGCGUCUACCACGAUGACAAGCAGCCGGCCUUUAAAGUAGUCUAUGAUGCAAUACAUGAUUUUCCCUUUGAGGACAACAUGUUUCAGUCGCUCUUCUACCCCAUCCAGAGCAAGUUCCUGGACACAGUCAACACCCUGUGUGGCAGAAUCCCUCAAGUUUUCCUUAAGCAGAUAGAGAGGACCAUGAGGAAGAUGUUUGAGGAGAAUGUGGUCAAACACAUCAGACCGCACAAAUAACCGAUGGAGAGAGAGGACUCCUGUGUUUUUUUCAGACAAUGCCAAGGACCGUCCUGCUGUGCAUUAUGUGUCAAACCAGCAUCUCCCAAACAGGACUGGCGUCUCAGCGUUUACAGUGUAUUCAACACAUGACACUUCAUGGGAAAAUGGUCUUAUGAGCAAUAUGACCCUCUAGUGAUGGCGUGGGGAAUAAGCCUAUUGUGCACACAGAAGCAUACAGUGCUGGUCAGUGAUGCUGUAGAAUAGGUUUCACAUACUGCCGUCUUAUGAUGUUCACAUCCCAGUUAUAUGAGUGGUGAUGAAGUGAAUGAGAAUGUUGGAAAGUUACAGUGGCGGAACAGACAAUGGAUUCUUUUUCAAGAAUUAUUAUUAUUAGCAUCAGGUCUUCAUCUCAAGUGUAAAAGCGAAAAUGAAAGUAUAUUUUUGUCAAUCCAGUGUUUUGACAAAAGUAUCUGCCUUCCUUAUUUUUCCUCAUGAACAUAGUAUCCACCAAAACAAGGUCAACUUUUGGCUUUGGAAAGCUUUACUACCGAGAGUAGUAAAUUCUGAACCACUCCUUUAAAAAUCAUGUGAAUGUUUUACCAGCAAAUAACUUGAACCAUGAGCCUGACUAAAUGAGAGGAGCUGUGUGUUACUGCUCUGUUCUGCAGUAGCCAAAUGCCACUGACAGUAUUGAAUACAGGUCAACAGAGCAAGUAUGGACUUUCAUGUUACACACAGAAUGUUGAAAUGCACUUUCAAGAAUGAUAUUAGGACUGGAUGGUUGUUUGUACACACACACACACGACAUGAGACGCCGCACUGUCAGAGUGAAUCAAUACCAAAAGUGCUCGCGUUUAAGAAGUGACAUACUACAGCAGUUUAUGUGCCAUAUAUUCACGUCUGCCAUGUUUGCUAUUAUAAGAAAACGAGUGGUAUAGACGUGUGUGUUUGAGUGGGUAUCUAAGUUUGUAAAAUAAAGUAUGUUGUGUUGUGAACACAUGGGUCAUAUGUUUUAGCAGCAUUACUUUAAAUGUGGCUGAAUUGUCUACAGGUAUCAAAUGAUUCAAACUGGAAACUGAAAAUGGCUGAAAAGUCAUCGUGUGUUUCUGAAAUAAAACAAUGCAAUGUC